Messenger RNA from Phycomyces blakesleeanus NRRL 1555(-), 321 nucleotides. RefSeq lists its product as hypothetical. NCBI's taxonomy places the organism in Eukaryota, Fungi, Mucoromycota, Mucoromycetes, Mucorales, Phycomycetaceae. The record is from RefSeq and is a predicted model, not a curated record. Bases 1 to 321 code for a protein of 106 amino acids. The transcript is spliced from 5 exons.
AUGUAUGGUGAAACCUUAAUCGUUGGUUUUGACUAUGUCAAGAUAACUAAAAACAACAAUCAAAAAUAUUUAAAGAGCUUUGUAUACCUGAGGAUUUUUAUGGAGAGUGAAACCUUGAUCGCUGGUCUUUGCCAUAAAAAGUAUGGGAAUAUACAGCUUAAAGAAAAUGUCGGAAUAUUAAUCGUUGGUCUUUACUAUGAAAACACUAGAAAAAUACACCUAAUAGUCAAAACCGUGACUGUUGACAUGAGCUGUGAAGAUUCUGGACAUAUAAAACAGGCUAUGUAUGCCUGUAGCCCUGGAUGGAAAUCGGACGCCUAA